Molecule: messenger RNA, 396 nt
Organism: Trypanosoma brucei brucei TREU927
Lineage: Eukaryota; Euglenozoa; Kinetoplastea; Trypanosomatida; Trypanosomatidae
Exons: 1
Coding region: 1-396 (131 amino acids)
Source: RefSeq, a predicted model, not a curated record
AUGUGGCUCCGCUCCAGAAAAUGUGGUGGGUCGCUUGGGGAAAUAGGAGACGGCGGGCGCCAAUAUGGGCAAUCAACGUCAGUGCGGGCGCGCUCGGCACCUGCUGAGCGGCGGAGUAAAAGCGUGGGAGUGUCCGAUGUGGAGAAACGGCUGUGUAUUGUAAAGCGCAACCGCAUGCGACAUAUAUACGAUGGAACAGAAGGCAACGAUGAGGACGUCACACAAAUGUCGCCGCCGACGCCGCCACUCCCACCGGCCAUCGCUCCACCAUGCCCCGCAUACCCCACAUUUGACCUUGUGCGCACCCCUAAACACGAGCAACAUCUUAUAGAAGCGCUUGUAGCUGAGUUGACAGAUGUAAUUGUCUUCCCCAGUGCUGUUCUAGGGGGGAAGUAA